Pestalotiopsis fici W106-1 is the source of this 1269-nucleotide messenger RNA. RefSeq lists its product as uncharacterized. Bases 1 to 1269 code for a protein of 422 amino acids. Gene Ontology annotation, cellular component: extracellular region; cell surface; fungal-type cell wall. Gene Ontology annotation, molecular function: 1,3-beta-glucanosyltransferase activity; glucan endo-1,3-beta-D-glucosidase activity. Lineage: Eukaryota; Fungi; Ascomycota; Sordariomycetes; Amphisphaeriales; Sporocadaceae. The transcript is spliced from 2 exons. The record is from RefSeq and is a predicted model, not a curated record. Gene Ontology annotation, biological process: cell wall organization.
AUGAGAACCUUUCUGUCGUCUUUCGCAGUCCUUUCGCUGCUGCAACUUUCAGCCGCCGAGCUUGAACGACGCACCUCACAACAGCGACAUGUUCAUCGCAGGGCCUUUAUUCCCAAGCAGGACAGGUUGACCGUAACUGAUGCCUCGGUUGCCUCGCCCACCGAGCAGACAGAGAUUGUAGUCUAUCUUGACCAGUUUGGCAACCCCGUCCAUACUGCGACCGAGACCGUCGUCCAUGUCCCCUCGGCCACGUCGUCCAUUGUUGGAGUUUCGUCGGUUUCCGUGUCUCUGGGGUCGCCGGCCGUCACCACGACCGUUCCUGCUGCCGGCGUUGCAGAGGGGGCGGCUGCCAAGAACCCUCCUACCACUCUGGUUCAGAGCGCCGCAUCAGUUCCGGCUGCGCCAGCCUCUUAUCCGGUUUCGUCGUCGUCCGCUGUUCCGGUUCCCGCCUCCGGUGGCAGUGGCAGUACCCUGCACGGUGUCACCUACUCCCCGUAUACGGGCACGGGUGCUUGCAAGACGGCGUCUCAGGUCGAUGCAGAUUUUGCCGUCUUUAGCUCCGACCACGGAGUGGUCCGCCUCUACGGCGUGGACUGCGACCAGGUUGCAUCCGCCUACGCCGCGGCCAAGAAGUACGGCAACAAGCUGUUCCUCGGCAUCUUUGACAUUGACGAGGUGGACUCGGCCGUGGCCACCAUGGCCGCCGGAGUCAACAACGACUGGAGCAUUGUCGACACGGUCAGCGUCGGGAACGAGCUCGUCAACAAUGGUGCCAAAAGCCCGGCCCAGGUCAUUGCAGCCGUCAAGCAAGCUCGGUCCGCACUACAGGGGUCCGGAUACCAAGGACCCGUCGUCACAGUCGAUACGUUUGUGGCGGCAAUCAACCACCCCGAGCUCUGCGAUGAGUCGGACUACUGCGCCGUCAACGUGCACCCCUUCUUCGACCCCAACACGGGUGCCGACCAGGCUGGCGCCUUUGUGACGACACAACUUGAGCGGAUCCGCAGCAAGAUGGCCGAUUCCGGCAAGCGAAUCGUUGUGACGGAGACGGGCUGGCCAUGGAAGGGCGAGGCCAACGGCGCCGCUGUACCAGGCACGAAUACCCAGAUACAGGCGCUCUCCUCCAUCAGGGGCUCCUUCACGAGCAAUCCCGGCGACUGCAUUUUCUUUACUGCAUUCAACGACCUAUGGAAGAAGGCGGCGCCUGCCACGUUCAUGGCCGAGCAGUUUUGGGGAAUGGGCGGUCGAUAUUCAGCUUCUGACAAAUAG